Messenger RNA from Helicoverpa armigera (cotton bollworm), 2224 nucleotides. RefSeq lists its product as uncharacterized. The transcript has 5 exons. Gene Ontology annotation, molecular function: protein binding. Gene Ontology annotation, cellular component: plasma membrane. The coding region runs from base 526 to 2118 and encodes 530 amino acids. The record is from RefSeq and is a predicted model, not a curated record. Lineage: Eukaryota; Metazoa; Arthropoda; Insecta; Lepidoptera; Noctuidae.
AAUUACUUGUUAAAUAUCGGCAGACAAUUAGUAGGUCAAACAAAUUAUCUACGUGUCAAAAUAGACUUAUCAGGAUAUAGCCUUACCUAACAGUGGAUCUACCGUUAAUAAUUACCAGUAUGAGAGAACAGAUGUUCGUACAGUUGCAUAGCACGUGUCACUCUUGAACGAGCACGGACCUUGGCCGCUGGUACACCAUACGACUCCAACCCUAUUAUUUCAUCCCUUUCUAACUGGCCUUGCCGCUGUAUUAUUAAUCCCUUUCGCACACUGGUACGAUGUACGGGGUGCUGGUGUUGAUGUAAGGUUGUUAGACGUUGUCACCGGCAACGGUAGUCCGAUACACGGCACGCGGCUGCAUAGCGACCUGACGUGUUCGAUAACUUCCAAUUGACAAUAUUUUAAAAUAGUUAUUAUAAUUAUUGAGAAGUGAUAUCUAGACGAACGAAAUGGACGACACCACUUCAUGAUUUAAAUUAUGUCUAUUUAUAGAAGUUAUGACAAACAAGCACGUUAUAGAACAUAAUGACCUUAUCAGAGAGUUUCGAUGGCUCCGUAGCGACAACUGUUAACACCGACAGUUCGGUGAAUUUAAACUCACUAUAUUGUUCCCAUCUUUGGACAAAUAGUAACUUACGGAGUGCUAUUAUUACAGCUCCGCCUAAAGAUAGAAAUGUGAUAACAUACUGCUACACAUGCAAAGGUAAAAUAAGAAAAUAUGAACUGAAGCCACCGAGAAACUUCACGCCACAUAAUCAUUCCACUCCUAACAAAGACGUAACAAUAGAAAGAGAUGAAGCGGUUGUAAAUGAACGCCAAGUACAACUUAUUGAUACAAAUGUAAGACAAGAUGUUUGUUCGUAUAACAAAAGCUUUACAAGAGACUUAGAGCCCACAAAUGUGGAAAACCAACUACGCAUUCCUUCCAUAUCACAACAUAUUGAUUCCAGCUUUAGGCAAAAAUACACUUCUUACGAAAUGGAUACUAAUAGUGGGGGUCGACAGAGACUGAGAAAAAGCCUGAGAGGUUUCGGGUGUAUAAUUAAUUUUGCUUCGGCUGAUAGUCCUGUGAAGAAGAGAACUCAAAUACAAGCCUGCUCAAUAAGUGUGAUGAUUGUAGCUAUCGUAAUAAUAAGUUUUAUUUUGGUCAAUUUUACUAAUCCUAAUUUAAAAGGUAUGACCAACAAAAUUAGUACAACCGUAGUGCCAACAAAAAACGUAGAUAUCAAUGAGACGGCGUCAGCUAUAACGAAAGUUUAUUUGGACCUAGCUUCAAUGACAGAGGUCAAUACAACAGACGAAUAUUUAACUACAACAGAGUACGAUAGUUCUUUCAAAGUUGAUAAUUCAACAUUAAUGAACGUAAUAUCCAAAAUACGUAAGAACAUAAGAACAUAUCCUAAGUUUUCAAGAAAGGGGGAUGAAUCUGAAAAGCCAAAGGAGGUCAACAACCGAGAUUUGUCUCAAAGAUUUUGCUCGUGCCAAAGAAACGAAAUCUGCAUGUUAGAUGAAAAUAGCGGCAAGUCCGUUUGUAGAAAACCUAUAGAUCAUGAUGACCCUACAGGUUGUGGAGGACUAUGUGCCUUAGAAACUGAAGCUUGUCAAUUAGUAGAUAAAGCACGAGGAGUGCGCGUGUGCCGCUUGCUGACGCUCGUGACGUGCUCGCCAGAUGAGUGGAGAUGUCGGAAUGGCCUCUGCGUGCCUGCUGAAGCGCGGUGCGAUGGUUCAAUUCAAUGUUAUGAUCGAUCUGAUGAAAUGUACUGUGAAUGCGAUCUGACAAAGCAGUUUCGGUGCGGCCACUCCAUAUCUUGCUUCUCUCACACGAAAUUAUGCGACGGAGUAAUCGAUUGCUGGGAUGGAUACGAUGAAGUUAACUGCACCACUGAAUGUCCUGCCGAUCAAUUCACGUGCACUGAUGGCCAGUGUAUUUUGAGUUCAAGAUUCUGUGACGGGCUGGCGGAUUGUGCGGAUGGUAGCGACGAACCUGACGGCUGCGGUGGCAGUUGUGGUGCACAUGAAUUGCGUUGCAGGAAUCAACGUUGCGUGCCACGAGCUGCGCAAUGCGACAAUCAUGACAAUUGUGGCGACCUCACUGAUGAACUGCAUUGUUCUAAAUAAUACCUACGGUAGUGAAAUAGUUUCCUCUCCUAUUUAAAUUAAACCAUCCGUCUCGUGUCUUUCAGCAAUAGAUGUCAGAGAAACAGUUUUGGAAUAAAUUGAUUUU